CUCUCUCACAGACACACCCUCCUCCAGCCAACCCCGCCAUGGCCACCUCCACCAUGUCUGUCUGCUCUGACGCCCGCACCAACUCCUCCUGGCAGGUGGAUGACUGCCCAGAGAGCUGCUGUGAGCCUACCUGCUGUGCUCCCAGCUGCUGCCAGCCCAGCUGCUGUGUGCCCAGCUGUUGUGUCCCUAGCUGCUGCCAGUCCAGCUGCUGUGUCCCUAGCUGCUGCCAGUCCAGCUGUUGUGCCCCCAGCUGCUGUGCCCCAGCCUCCUGCCUGACCCUCAUCUGCACCCCAGUGAGCUGUGUGUCCAGCCCCUGCUGCCAAUCUGUCUGCUGCACACCCUCAUGCUGCCAGCCCUCCUGCUGUGUGCCUGUCUGCUGCAAGCCUGUCUGCUGCACACCCAUCUGCUCUGGAUCCUCCUCAUGCUGCCAGCAGUCUAGCUGCCAGCCCUCAUGCUGUCAAUCUUCCUGCUGCGUGCCUGUCUGCUGCAAGCCUGUCUGCUGCAAGCCCUGCUCCAGCGUGUCCCUGCUCUGCCGCCCUGUGUGCAGACCUGCCUGCUGUGUGCCCACCUCCUCCUGCUGUGCCUCCUCCUGCCAGCCCAGCUGCUGCAAGCCCUGCUCCAGUGUGUCCCUGCUCUGCCGCCCUGCCUGCUCCCGCCAGGCCUGCUGUGGCCUCUCCUCAGGCCAGAAGUCCAGCUGCUGCUGACCUGUCCCAUGCUUCAGAGUCCCCCAGUGCAGGUCUGAUACCCUCAGAGUUGUGACCCCAUCCAUCCUGCUCCCCACAACUGGGCUCAGCCUCAUACCCUCCUCUCCGUCCUCAGCCCCCAGUGUCCUCUGUAUUGCUUAUUCCCACACUUUUCAUCUGCCUCAAUGGUGGCUACCAUCCCAUGACCAGUUGAUGACCUGUGAGUCCUGAAAACCUUCUAAGUCCUCCCAGGAGAAUCUGGCCACCCAUGGGGACAGGUGUAUGUGGUAUAGGACGGUCUCUCUGGCACCCUGGCCUCGAGUUGCAUCCAGUGUUGGCCUUCCACUGACUGUCUGGUUGUCCUGUUUCUAUUUGUGUGGCUCUUUUGAAGCAGUCAUUACCCAACAGGCUCCAGGGAGACACUUUGUGGCUACUGGACACCUGUCCUAGUUAGAGACAUCAGACUCUGGCUCCUGUCCCCCUUUCCUGGUCCUUGGAGCUGAGCUGACAUGGAGGUCUCCUCCUCUGUGACCUCCCUCCUCCACUGAGCUUCUCUCUCCCUCCUGGUGGCCCUC
Peromyscus leucopus (white-footed mouse) is the source of this 1258-nucleotide messenger RNA. Its product is annotated as keratin-associated protein 10-3-like. The record is from RefSeq and is a predicted model, not a curated record. The transcript has a single exon. Lineage: Eukaryota; Metazoa; Chordata; Mammalia; Rodentia; Cricetidae. Gene Ontology annotation, cellular component: keratin filament. The coding region runs from base 39 to 704 and encodes 221 amino acids.